Oppia nitens is the source of this 1641-nucleotide messenger RNA. It is a transcript of the gene Orc5, whose product is annotated as origin recognition complex subunit 5-like. Gene Ontology annotation, biological process: DNA replication initiation; DNA replication. Gene Ontology annotation, molecular function: DNA replication origin binding. The record is from RefSeq and is a predicted model, not a curated record. Gene Ontology annotation, cellular component: nucleus; nuclear origin of replication recognition complex. NCBI's taxonomy places the organism in Eukaryota, Metazoa, Arthropoda, Arachnida, Sarcoptiformes, Oppiidae. The coding region runs from base 162 to 1637 and encodes 491 amino acids. The transcript has 2 exons.
CGACGACAGAUGUCAAGGGAUGUGAAAGUGUUGUUCACUAAUAGUUUUGGCGCUAAUUGUCUGAACAGACAAACAAACAGUCAGUCAAUACAAUACCAGACAUCAGACAAGUAUAACAAAGAUAUAGAAGACAUCCCAAAGAAGACAUCAUCAAUGAAGAUAUGGCCGCCGAUGAACAACAAGAAGAUACGAUGUUAUCGCUGGUCAAGAGUCGCUAUCUGUGUCGCGAUCGUCAAAUUGAUCUCUUAGACGAAUAUCUUCGUCGACUGUGUCCACUGAUUAUCAUUUACGGCGUCCGAUCCACUGGCAAGACAUCAGUAACGAAGACACUGAUGGAAUCGUCCGGCGAUUCACUAUACGCUUACCUAAACUGUAUGGAACUCUUCAGCACCAAAAUGGUCUACGAAAGUAUACUGAAUCAGCUGAACAAUCGGAUCCACUGUUUCGACGACGACGACUACAACAAUGGCGACAAACAGCACAUCCAAUGCAACUCAUUGACCGAUUUUAUUGAACAAAUCAAACAACUUCUUGAAUAUCAUUACUCGUGUCCGCAGCCGACGACAGUCGAGUCAGUGAAACCAAGAGGUAGACCGAAAUCAUCGUCACUGUCAUCGUCUUCUUCUUCUUCAUCGUCGUCGUCGACGACGACAACGACAUACACCCAAUGUAUACUAGUGUUUGAUUCUGUCGACAACAAUCAUCAUCUGUUCGGAACUGUUAACAACAACGAACUGAUGACCGGUUUUAUGAAGAUUUGCGAACUAACCGAAAACAAGUAUCCGAUUACUUGUCUGUUUGUCGGCUGUCAGCCAAUCGAAUGGUUUUGCCGGAUAACAGCAUCGCCGGUAACGGCCAUACAAAUCAAUUUCGAUAACUAUUCGAUGGACGAGAUGACCGCUAUUUUGGUCAGAGAUUGUCCCCGAAAUUAUGAUAAAAGUUUUUAUCAGAAUUACGUCAAUAUAAUAGUGAAGACAUUGAUCCAAAUGAGUUCAAAUCUUAGGGAAAUUCGGUCGAUAUGUUUGGCCAACUUUUCCAAAUACAUCGAACCGAUAACAAUGGACGAACUGCAAGCUAACGAAACGGCCAAACUGUACAAACGUUUUCAGCCGCAGUUGUUGAAAAUACUCGACGAUCUGCCGAUGAAAGUGGUCAACAAAAGUGCCGACGGUACGUACGAUGAAUGGCCCGAUUCGAUGAAAUAUUUGUUGAUUGCCAGCUAUUUGGCGUCCAAUAAUUCGGUAAAAGCGGACAAAAAAGUUUUCGUCAAAUACGAAGGCAAACAACAACGUCGUAAACGAAAGACUGUGACCACAGUCGGCGGUGGCGGUGACGAUCAUCGCGACUAUAGCGGUCCAAAAGGAUCGCCGUUUGAACGUAUUUUCCAUUGCUAUCGGGCACUAAUCCAAUUGAAUGCCGAACCCAAUGACCAGUAUAUAACUGAGGCGUCCAACAAAUUGCUGAGCGAACUGCAAGAGUUGGUAUCCUUGAAGCUGGUGUUGAGGACACACGAAAAACUGAAAACCAAUUGGCUAUCGAGUCAAACAAAAUAUCAGAUAUCGAAUUCGGUUACAUUCGACUUUGCCGACAAACUGGCCAAACAAUUGAAUCUUAAUAUCAAAGCGUUUAUCGAAUAAUUAC